AUAGGUGACACUCACAUCUUUACACUAGCUUCUCCUCAAUUGAGUAAUAUUUCUCUAGCUCAUCCACUCUAUUUGGAAAUAAUCAACAACCUUAAUAAUGUUCUUGAGUAUGCUGUGGUAAGUGAAUGCGCAAGUGGAGGCUUUCUUUCAGGAUCAAUAACAUUACCCAGUGGAUCAGUCCAGUACCAGCUACGUGGACAUGAUAUUGGAGGAAUACCAUUCACUCAUGUUGUCCCAAACUCGUUUGUCACAUUUGAUACUCCAUCAAUACAAGCCCAACUAAAAGGAAAGUCUCCUAUUGUUCUCAAUCCAGGAGGGACUUCAAUAGCUCGUAUUGCUGUAUCAAACAUCAAGAGUGGUCCUAUGACGCUUCAAGCUUCUGUGUCUGUUGUCAUACAAUCUGAAGUAUCUGUGGAAAUUGACAGUACUUCUAUUACUAUUGAUCUGAUGAGUCAAGAAAGGGAAAUACAAAUAUCGUUUAUAGUUCCAGAGACUUUAGCUGUAAAUCAGAUAUUACCAUGGUCAGUAGUCAUACUUGAUGCAUGCUCCAGUGAAUCAAUGAUAUUAAACUUUACUGCUAUAGUGAAACCAUCAAUAUCUUUUAAUGUAACAGGCACCAGUAGAUCAAUGAUCUUAUUUGAAUGGUCACCACCAGUUAAUCCUACACUAGGAAAUAUAACCCACUAUGUACUGACACUAGACUACACCAAUGGAACAAUUGCUACAGUUAAUGUCUCUGGUAACAUUAACCAGUACCAAGUGAAUGAGCUAUCACCAUGUCAACAAGUCUAUGCUAGCAUAUUGGCUCACAGUGACAAUGGAGAAACAGCAGAAAUUGCACCAAUUGCAGUGUUUACUGAUCAAGCAGAACCUGGCCCAGUGUCUCGCCUAGCAGUAAGGUCAAUCUCUGGGACAUCAGCCUACAUAUCUUGGUCACUACCUCAAGAACAGAAUGGGAUAAUAGUUUUCUAUGAAGUAGCAGUUAAGGGAGUGUACAAUGAAACUCACAACUCUUCAGUAAAUAUCAUUAAUGUUCAUAAUUUAAAUCCAUACACACGUUAUACUGCAGUUGUAAGUGCUGCGACUUCUGCUGGCAAAGGGCAACCAACAAUGCUUGAAUUUUAUUCAUUAGAAGGAGUCCCAAAUCGUUCUCCAAGUUUGACAAAUCAUACUAUUUUGACAUCAAAGUCAGUGAUGCUUGCAUGGAAUCCACCACCUGUUCAACACAGAAGAGGAUUCAUCCAGAAUUACAUGGUGAAGGUGCAAUACAUGCAGAAACUGGAUAUUUAUAAUACAUCUGAAACAGUACUUUAUGUGUCAGGGUUGCCACAAUAUUCUGAUAUUAAUGUCUCGGCUUCCAUCAGCACAUCUGUUGGACAAGGUCUUUUUAGCAGACCAUACCUCAUUCACAUAUUUACUGGAGUUGCUAGUGCUCCACAGAACUUUACUGCUACAGCUACCAGCAGUAGCUCAGUGCUACUUGAAUGGGCAAAUCCUGAAUCUCCAAAUGGAAAAAUACUUUACUACCAGCUCUACUUUAGCAAUGAUAAUGACACCUAUCAAGUUCUUGAUGUCUCAAUUUAUAAAAACUCAUAUCAUAUUGAAGACCUUGAUAGCGGAGAGCAUUAUUUCAUUGUGAAUGCUAUUAAUUAUGCUGGAAUGGGUGACAACUCAUCAGAAAUUUAUGUUUCACUAACAAUGCCUACUGCUAAACCUAGUGCAAACCUAGCAGCAAUAAUAGUUCCAUCAGUGCUUGUUAUUUGCUUGGUCGUUCUAAUCCUGGUAGUCAUUGCUGUUGUUGCAUUUAUAUAUAUCAAAAGAAUCAAAGGGAAAAAAACAAAUAGAGACAAUAAAGAAAUAAAGAAGAAGGAGAAAGGCUUUGAGGAGGAACUUGAAUUUAUGUCUAAUAUCUAUGGUAAGAAAGACUGAGAAAAGAAGACUAUAAUACAUGCAAUUAGUGCAUCAGUAUAUUUUGUGUAGCUAGCUUUUAGGCCUUAUUUUUUAGUAUAUAUAUACUUAUCAUAUGUUUUAGUUGUUGUAGAUG
Molecule: messenger RNA, 2044 nt
Organism: Amphimedon queenslandica
Lineage: Eukaryota; Metazoa; Porifera; Demospongiae; Haplosclerida; Niphatidae
Product: phosphatidylinositol phosphatase PTPRQ-like
Exons: 11
Coding region: 364-1929 (521 amino acids)
Molecular function (GO): protein binding
Source: RefSeq, a predicted model, not a curated record